GCCUCUGGUUUGAAUGAAGUGGCCAUGCCUAGCUCCCUUCUGUGGGCUGUGGAUGUACAUGGGAGAGUUUAUAGUCUCUCUACGGCCGGACAAUACUGGGAAUUGUGCAAAGAUGGAAGAUUACAGUUUAAGAGACUGGCAGCUGUCAAGCAGUGCUGUUGGGGAAUUGCAUGCGACCAUCAGAUCUACGUCUUUGUCCAUUCAAACGAUGUCCCAAUCCGUUACCAAGAAGAGACCUACGAAAAUCAGCGCUGGAAUCCUGUGGAUGGUUUUAGUAACCGCCUUCUACCCAGUGACCGCUGGCAAUGGAGCAAUGUUACAGGGUUGAUCCACCAACCACUGGAUGAAUUUAAACUUGUGUCACAACACUGGGAGUGGGAAUCUGACUGGCAUGUGGAUGAAAACAUUGGAGGAGAGCCAACAGAAAAAGGGGGUUGGACAUAUGCCAUUGAUUUUCCUGCCACUUACACAAAAGACAAGCGGUGGAACUCUUGCGUACGUCGGCGGCGAUGGAUCCGAUACAGAAGAUACAAGUCGUGCGACAUAUGGGCAAAGGUUCCCUCACAAGAGACUGGGCAACUGCCAGAUCCCUUUAAUGAUAUUGCAGUAGGAGGAUGGGAAAUCACCGAUGAGCCUUUAGGGCAUCUUUCAGUCUGGGCAGUUACAGUACAAGGAAAGGUGUUUUAUAGAGAAAAUAUAAAUGAUCAGAAUCCUGAGGGUUCAUCGUGGACUGAAAUACAGACUCCUGGGGAAGUAGUUCAGAUCACCUGUGGACCAAAUGACCUUUUGUGUGCUGUGUUAUGGGAAGGUCAGCUAAUUGUGAGGGAAGGAGUAAACAGAGAGAACCCGAAAGGGAAUUCUUGGAAGAUUGUUGAACCACCAAGCUCUGAAAAUGGUCUUGUUCAGGCCUCAGUGGGCGUUAAUGUGCUAUGGGCUAUCACACGGGACAGAAGAGUUUGGUUUCGAAGAGGUGUCUGUUCCGAAAACCCUGUGGGAACAGGAUGGAUUUGUAUGAAUGUAGAAAUGGUGAUGCUGAAUGUGGGAUUAAAUGAUCAGGUAUGGGGAAUUAGGUAUGAAGAUCGUAAUAUCUACUUUCGUCACGGAGUGACACCUACUGAAUAUAGUGGAAAGGCUUGGAAAGUAAUCGUAGUGAACAGAGAGUAUGACCGAGCUUCUCAUACUGGCAGUGCUACCAGUCUUGCAAGCGCUGGCUGUUUUUUUGGUGAUGAAGUUAGAUUACUGUCCCAAGCUUCCACGAGCAGCGAAGUCGAUUUCCCCUCAGAAAUGGACAAACUGGCAAAGAAAACUGAAAGCAUUCUUGAAACAAUUGGUGAGAGUGCAAUUUGUCCUCAUGCCAGUGGAGACGGAGACAUUGCUUCCGGUCCUGCCAUCGAGAAGAAAUGUGCCGAUGUUGAGAGUGUAUUUGAGACCAUCCCUUUAAUGGAAGCAUCUUCAGAAAAAUGGACGCAGUCCGUUGCUCAACCUUGUGUUGCCCGAUCUCAAUAUUUGACAGACCAUGGGGGUGCUCUGCGGGAUGGUGCUGAAUUGGUCAUCGCAUGCUCAGACUCAAACACAAUGACCUCUGAUCUGGCUGAAACAUCCAGUGUUUCUUCCGUAGGCACCUAUCCUUUUGGAAUUGAAGAGCAUUACGUGUCUGAUGAGCACCCACUCUGGGCCUGGCUCAGUGGAGGAGGUUGCGAUGUCGGAGUUCACACCCAGCUGAACUGGUUCACCACCCAGUCAGGACAGCUAUUCUCUCUGCAGUCAUUCUCGAUGCCCAUGAGCUGUGCCCAGCAGACAGUUUGGCGAAAGCAGAUAGUUCAUCAAUUAACUGAGCGGUCCAAACGGGAGCUGGAGGAUUUUAAGCAUUAUGAGGAAGCAGUAGAGCAGUCCGUAUGGAUAAAGAAGGGAGCAAUGCAGUGGUGGAGAGAUGGAAAGCCCCAGAAAUGGAUAGACGUCAGGGUAGCACUGGAACAGUUUACAGGGAAUGACGGGAAAAGGGAUGGGAUCUUUUUCAUUUACUACACAUUCAAUGAUGAGAAGAAGUACCUUCACGUGUUUUCAAAUGAAGUUACAAUUUUGGUUACGAUUGCUAAUGAAACAAAACACUUGUUUGCUAUUUAUACUGCUGAGAGGACGAAACAGAGAUGGCCAAUCAGGCUGGCAACAGCUACAGAGCAAGAAAUGUAUGAUUGGCUUGCUGUCCUGAGUUUAGCAUGCUGUGAUAGCAGGGGACUCCAAGGACCCCCAUCUAACCAGGCCCUUUGGUCCAUCACGUGUAAAGGAGACAUCUUCGUCAGUGAGCCAACCCCAAAUCUGGAAGCAGCACAACAUCCUACGCCAAGUGACCAAUUGUACUGGCGUCAGAUUGGAGGACAUCUCCGUUUGGUUGAAUGCAACAGCCAAGGAAUUGUAUGGGGCAUUGGAUAUGAUCACACAGCCUGGGUUUAUACAGGUGGAUAUGGAGGUGGCUUCUUUCAAGGACUGGCUAGCAGUACAGAUAAUAUUUAUACGCAGUCAGAUGUAAUGUGUGUUUACAUCUAUGAAAACCAACGUUGGAAUCCUGUUACCGGAUACAGUAGUCGGGGACUGCCAACUGACAGAUACAUGUGGAGCGAUGCAUCAGGUCUGCAAGAAUGUACCAAGGCGCACACCAAACCUCCUUCACAAUGCACCUGGGUUUCUGAUUGGUAUAUUGAUUUCAAUGCCCCAGGAGGGACUGAUCGGGAAGGAUGGCAAUAUGCAGCUGACUUCCCUGCCUCUUACCAUGGAAAGAAGACAAUAAAAGAUUUUGUUCGACGCAAACGAUGGGCAAGAAAAUGCAAAAUAGUUACAACGGGUCCCUGGUUUGAGGUUGCACCCAUCGCUCUCCGGGACAUUUCGCUGAUCCCAUGUGUGUCACAGAAGGCAGACGAUGCAUCAGCAUUGUGGGCCAUUAGCAAUAAAGGAGACGUCUUGUGUAGGCUGGGAGUAACAAAGCAAAAUGCUUUAGGUGUUUCAUGGCUGCACAUCGGUACAGAUCAACCGUUUGUAUCAAUCUCUAUUGGGGCCUAUUACCAGGUUUGGGCCAUUGCUAGGGAUGGAGCAGCUUUCUACCGUGGUUCUGUCUCCCCACAAAACUCCACAGGUGACUGUUGGUACCACAUUCCUCCCCCUCCCAAACAGAAGCUGACACAAGUGUCUGUGGGCCAGACAUCUGUGUAUACAGUGGAUGAAAAUGGUAAUUUAUGGUUUCGCCAAGGUAUUGCACCAAGUUAUCCUCAAGGAUCGUGCUGGCAGCAUGUUUCUACCAAUGUUCGCAAAGUGUCCGUAGGUCCUCUUGAUCAGGUUUGGAUAGUUGCCGAUAAAGUUCAGGGCAGUCACAGCUUAAGCUGUGGUACAGUGUGCCAUCGAAUGGGUGUCCAGCCACGAGAGCCUAUUGGUAGCAGUUGGGACUAUGGCAUCGGAGGUGGUUGGGACCACAUUACAAUCAGAGCAAACUCUGUGGAAUCUUCUCAUAAUCCUGUUCCUAAGGUACCGGAUAACACACCAGUGAAAUUACCUAAUCAGGAUGGAACUGUCGGUGAUAAUUCCAGAAGCAGUUUAAUGGUCAACGAACAACAGGAAUUUAAUGGAAGUGCUGUUAAUUACUGACAGUUUAUACCAGAAGUGUUAUAUUUUCUGUUUGGUGUUGUUAUCAGUUUGGAUAACUACUAAUCUUCUUUCCCAGAUCAAUCUCAGACUCGUCCCUUUCUUAAAUCAAUUCGGCUUAUGCUACCAAGGAUGGGCCAAAUGCAAACUAAAUCAGGUUUGGACUACUGAAUCUAGACACGUUCAACUGUCAGAAACAAUAUCAAAUACACCUCCAUACAUCUAGUGCCAUUUACAAUGGGAAUCCAAUACAGUUUAUUUUGCAAAUAAUGGCAGUCUAAUUGGUUGGCUAAAAUUGUAUUGUAUGUCCUCAACUCGCCCAUUGUUUUAUACCACUAAUUUGAAAAAAUGCAUCUUGCAAUGAAACAGUUUGUACUGCCUCAACUAUUCACUGCCAUUUUAUGUUGUCUUGAUUCCUGUUUUGGCAAAGUAAAUGUUUGGUUCCAAGGAUUUUUAGACUGUAUCUGAACAUAACUGAGAAUCAGUCCCAUCUUUAAAUAUUUGAUUGAACCCGAACAUGAUUGGCGAUAAAAAUGAGGCGCCAUGGCACCAGCUGUUGGUGUGAUGAUGGAUUGUUGAUUAGGAUAUGAUGGGAGGUUCCCAUGGAAAAUGAACUUUUGUAACAGUGUGAGAUAGGAUAAAUAUAUACCCAAAUGUUAUCUUAAUGUUUAUAUAACAGAAUAGAAAUAGGCCAUUCACCUAACUGGUCUAUAAUCAAUGAUUACACUCCACAAGAACCUCCUUCCUCCCUCACUACUUCAUCUCACCCUAUCAACAUAUUCUUCUAUUCCUUUCUCACACGUGUUUAUCUAGCUUCCCAUUAAAUGGUCUGCUAUUUAUCUCCAUUGGUGGCAAACUCCACAUUCUCACCACUCUCUAGGUAAAGAAAUUUCUCCAAAAUUCUCUAUUGAAUUUGUUGGAGAUUGCCUUACAUUUAUGACCCCCAGUUUUGGUUUCAGCUGCUGUAUUGACAAUUGGUUAUUAUAGGGAAACUGAAUUAACAGUGGUGAGGCCAUUUUUCUAUUUUCUCUGCCAAUUACUGUCCUGUCUUGAAGGUAUGAACCACUCUUGAGUUACAGUUUCACAGGCCCAAUGUCUUAUUUUUAACAACUCACCCCAGUUAGACCCUGGCCCGAAUUACAGUCCAUCCAAUUUUGCACCCAGCCCCAGUUACAACACCCACCAAUUUUUGCCUCGUCCCACCCCACCCCCCAUUUAAAACACUCCUCAUUUACA
Messenger RNA from Carcharodon carcharias (great white shark), 4866 nucleotides. RefSeq names its product tectonin beta-propeller repeat containing 1a (gene tecpr1a). NCBI's taxonomy places the organism in Eukaryota, Metazoa, Chordata, Chondrichthyes, Lamniformes, Lamnidae. The coding region runs from base 25 to 3633 and encodes 1202 amino acids. Gene Ontology annotation, cellular component: membrane. The transcript has 26 exons. The record is from RefSeq and is a predicted model, not a curated record.